This is a messenger RNA of Daldinia childiae, 1455 nucleotides long. RefSeq names its product putative 2og-fe oxygenase family protein. The transcript is spliced from 4 exons. The record is from RefSeq and is a predicted model, not a curated record. Lineage: Eukaryota; Fungi; Ascomycota; Sordariomycetes; Xylariales; Hypoxylaceae. The coding region runs from base 1 to 1455 and encodes 484 amino acids.
AUGGAUUUUAGAAGCGACAAUCACGGACCUCGCUGGGCGCCUGGAAAAUAUGUUGGCAACGAAGACACGAGAAGACUUUUGCAAGAGCUUCGUGAGUCAAUGACGAUGAGUCGUGAGAAUUUCGUCUUUGCCUGUGGCGGAUCCGUUCCUAUUGGCUGUCAAGUUGAUAAUUCACAGCAGCCGGCGGAAACGACCACUACGCAGUCCUCGACCCAAGAAGAUAAAACUACCACCACGUCGAGCCUAUCAUCACCUAUUCCACCCAGCCAUAUGACUCUUCGAUGGGAUUCUCCUAACCAAUCGACGCUCGGGUUGCACUGCAAGCUUGACUUUCCGAUUGAACCAUCUACAUCAGGAAACUUGGCUCAGUUGGUAGCCGAUAUGAGCCCUGCUACAUUCGGUCUUGGUGGGAAAGAUGUUUACGAUGAAAGUUAUCGCAAGGCUUUAAAACUUGACCCAUCUCAUUUCGCCUUGAACUUCUCUCCUUAUGAUUGUGGCAUCAUCGAUUCAGUUGCACAGAUCUUGCUUCCAGAUUGGAAAAUGGACAGUAAUAAUCAUAGAGGCGUUAGGGCAGAGUUGUAUAAGUUGAACAUCUAUACUGGUCCAUCUGGUCACUUUCGUGCACAUGUCGAUACACCACGCUCUGAGUCUCAAUUUGGAUCACUCGUCGUUUGUCUACCGGUUGCUCAUGAGGGUGGCCAACUUGAAGUCCGACACAAUGGCAAGACUAUAUCAUUUGACUGGUCCCAGCUUGACAUUAAUUGUCCAUCUAUUCAAUGGGCUGCAUUUUACAGUGAUUGCGAACAUGAAGUUUUCCAGGUUCGAUCUGGGCACCGAAUUACGCUGACGUAUAACCUUUAUGCCACGCGUGGGAGUGGUCAACUGACUAGCCAUCCUAAGCCCCUAGAUUUGAUUAAGGUGCCUCUAUACACUCAUAUGCAUGCCAUCAUUGGCCAAGAGAAAUUCAUGCCCAAAGGUGGAUAUCUAGGCUUCUAUACAACACACAGUUAUCCUCAUACUACUAGACACUUCUGUGAGCCAGAUACGCUCAAAGGUCUCGACAUGGCUAUAUGGGAGUGUUUUCAGGCCCUUGGAUGCUCCGUGUACCUACGCCCAGUUGCUCAAGAAUAUUCUGAACGUGACCAAGUGGGUUUUAACCAGCGGGAAGAGGUAUGGGUUGGCGGAUCGUUGCGUACCGGCGAAACCGCCAAUUUUUUAAGCUACGAUGAGAUGAGUGAUGACGCGGAGGUCUUAUUAAAAGGGUGGUCUAAAUUAGGCGAUGGCCCAAUAUUUCGCUAUUCAGACAUCGCCUGGUUGAACGACCCAGGAGAAAGUGAAUUCCAGUUCGCCUACCUCGUGUAUGGUAACGAAGCAUCGAUAAACGUGCUAUAUUCGGUCUGUGCUAUCGUAGUCGAGGUGCCGCCUUAUGAGAAAAGGGUUGAGGCUAAGGCUUAG